Tripterygium wilfordii is the source of this 1716-nucleotide messenger RNA. Its product is annotated as poly(U)-specific endoribonuclease-B-like. Gene Ontology annotation, molecular function: RNA endonuclease activity. The record is from RefSeq and is a predicted model, not a curated record. The transcript is spliced from 8 exons. The coding region runs from base 188 to 1474 and encodes 428 amino acids. NCBI's taxonomy places the organism in Eukaryota, Viridiplantae, Streptophyta, Magnoliopsida, Celastrales, Celastraceae.
UACUGCCAUCCAAGUGUUGACGAUUUUGUGGAUUGAACGUCUGCGUCUCACUGAAUGGAUAAUUACAAAUGCUGCCAUUACCAAUCCCCGCCAAUCUGUCGCAGCAAUUGACAUUGUUCAGCUGUGAGAGUGGAAUGACCAGUCUGUUCUGUGGUGCUCUUUCUUCUUCUCUCCCAAUCUGUCGAAAAUGGAGGGCCUGAUCAAGGGUUUGUUGGACGUUGCGCUUGGCGGAGACAACAGGGACAAUGAUUCACGAGAUGAACGGUCCCGAUCCACUUGGGCAGAGGUGGUAUCCGGUGAAGAUGAUAAGGAUCAGGAUCUGGAUCGCGAUCGGAGUCGUUGGAACAGACAGGAACAGAAUCAAGGCAAAAAUGACCAGUGGGGGAGUGAAUGUUCUAGACCUUCAAGGCGUCCCCAAAAGGCUGUGCAUGAAGAGAGUGAAGAGAUUGAAGGUGACAAGAAAGACAAUUAUGGUCAAAACCAAUGGCACGGAAAGGAUAAUGAAGAAGGGAGUAACGAUGGUUGGACCACUGUUGGCAAAAAGUCUCCGAGGAGACCCCAGAAAGUGCAGACGGAUCAAUGGAAUGGCUACAAACGGCCACCUAGUGAGCAAGAUUACUCCGAGGAUGUUGAACUUGGUGCUAGUUUAGUGCCAUCUGAAUUAGAACUCGCUGACCUGUCUAAUGCUUGCUACAAGCUUUGGGAACUUGAUUUAAACCGUUUAACACCUGGAAAGGACUAUGAGAUUGACAUUGGUGAAGGAAAGAAGGUUUACCAGAAAGAAGAUAUGGCACAAGGAAGCCUGUUUUCCUGGCUAAGCAAAGAUGUGUUCAGGAGGCCUACUUUUUCUCGUUUUUGUUCUCUGCUAGAUAAUUAUAAUCCAAAUGAAGGGGCCAAAGAAGUUGUCACAUCUGAAGAGAGACAAGAGCAAGAUGCUUUUAUAGAAGAAAUCAGUAGAACUGCGCCAAUUAAAUAUCUUCACAAGUACCUCGCACUCAAAGGCAUGGUGUCUGAAAACUAUCAGGAUUUUAAAAGAACGAUGACAAGUCUCUGGUUUGAUCUUUAUAGACGAGGCGGUACAUUUGGUUCCUCCUCUGCUUUUGAACAUGUUUUUGUUGGGGAAAUCAAGCGAGAAGGAGACGUUUCUGGCUUCCAUAAUUGGGUUCAGUUUUACCUAGAGGAAGUAAAAGGGAGGGUCGACUAUCAAGGAUUCAUUUUCCCAAGACGUCGAGGAGAGAUUCCGGACUCUGAGACCCAAUUGCUCACAAUUCAGUUUGAAUGGAAUGGUGUACUAAAAUCUGUUUCAAGCACUCUAGUUGGUGUGAGCCCGGAGUUUGAAAUUGCAUUAUACACUCUGUGUUUCUAUGUUGGUGGAGAGGACAACCAUAUUCAGCUGGGUCCAUGCCCAGUCAAUAUAAAGUGCUACCGAUUUGGAGAGAGAAUAGGUUCCGUAUUUCCGGUAGCAGAGUCUUGAGUUUAUGCUUUCCUUCAACCCCCAAGUAAUCCAGGUAAAAUGAAAUAUUGAGUGCUCUAACAUGUUUGAAAUCAUUUUGUUACGGAAGUCUACAUAUUAUCACUAUUUAUGAUACUGGAGACCAAUCAUAUUUAUAUUUAUUUUUGUUUUGAAUGAAAUGUUUGUAUUUAUUAAAAGUGUGCUCAUACACUGAUUGAUAUUCGUCUGUUAUUGAACGCAAUACACUCUCUUUUUUCCCUCUU